AUGCCUACUCUCGUCAAUGGCUCGGCUGGGCGUCGGUUCGAGCUUCCCGCGCUCGACCUGAAUUUUGGGAACAUCACCGACGGCACCAAUAUCCCUCCUCCUCCACGAUCUCCGAAGGUGCCCACGCCGCCUCAGACGCCUCCCCCGACAAAGAAAGCUGGCCCCGCCGUCGCUGUGGUCAGUGGGAAUGAGACCGACAAGUCUACACCACCAAGGAAUGGUAAUAUUGCUGGAAUCAAACGACCCGCGGACGAGGCGCCAUUGAGCCCUGCUGGCUCUGCCAGACAGAACAGCCUUCGCAAACUAUUCAGUAGGAAUAUGCUCAAUACCAGCUAUGUAGAGGGCAAUUUGGCUUCCAUGGACAACGGUAGCCUGGCCGCUGGCAGCAGACCCCCUAGCCGCGGCGGCGCGAGCAGCAUCGUGGGCGGACGAAAGCUGAGGCGGAGCAGCUGGUUCGGGCUCUUCAAAGGUGGCGAAUCCAAGCGAUCAAGCAUCCUGUUUGAUGAAACCCCCUCUCCGCAAAAACCAACCCGGCCUCCCCCACCCGUGAUCCCGGAGCUUAAGGAUCUCGAAAAAGAGGAAGGAAGCCUGGGCAAUGAUCUAUUCAAAAACAUCAAAUGA
Messenger RNA from Metarhizium album ARSEF 1941, 621 nucleotides. RefSeq lists its product as uncharacterized. The transcript has a single exon. Bases 1 to 621 code for a protein of 206 amino acids. Lineage: Eukaryota; Fungi; Ascomycota; Sordariomycetes; Hypocreales; Clavicipitaceae. The record is from RefSeq and is a predicted model, not a curated record.